GCCUUAGAUUGAUAGAAUUUACAGUUGACAUUAUUGAUGCAGUGUAUAGACUGCACAGUAGAAAGGAUGAUGGCAUGAGAAAAAAAAAACAAUAAUUGGGAUGCCUAUUAUACCGUGAACAUUUAAUAUAAAAGCAGGAUUUUCCGCGGGACUCUGAAAGCAGCAUACAGCAACGGUGCGCGUGAGAAGCUGAGAACAUCACCGAGCACAGCUACAUGGGAGAGUCAUGCUCCUCUCAGUGUUUUAACUUUUGGUCAUGGCUAAACAGUACGACGUGUUGGUCAGGUUGCUCAUGCUCGGAGAUUCGGGGGUUGGGAAGACCUGUAUGCUGCGCAGGUUCACGGAUAGUGAAUUUAACCCUACACAUAUUUCCACCAUCGGAGUUGACUUUAAAAUGAAAACACUAGAUAUAGAUGGAGUCAAGGUGCGAGUUCAGAUAUGGGACACAGCUGGUCAGGAGCGUUAUAAAACCAUUACCAAACAGUACUACAGGAGAGCACAGGGCAUCGUCUUCGUCUACGACAUCACAAACAGGCUGUCCUUUCAGCACCUGGCCAUGUGGGCCAGCGAUGUGGAUGAAUUCGCUCCAGUAAAGGUGCAGAGGAUAUUGGUGGGAAACAAAGCAGAUGAUGAGCCCAGUAGGCAGGUGUCAAAGGACCAAGGAAGCAAGCUAGCAGAAAACUAUGGGAUGGACUUCUUUGAGACCAGUGCCUCCACAAGUACUAACAUCAUCGAGUCCUUCACACGAGCGGCAGAACUGGUGCUGCAGGCUCACAUGCGAGAUGUGGACGACUUGCUGGGAUCUCUGGAUGAUUACCUGGAUCAGGCUGCUCUGGAUGCAGAGAAAGACAAUCAAGACACCAAUGAAAACACUCGGAAGAGCUGCGCCUGUUGAAAAAAAAAAAAAAGAGCCACCACAGCACCAUGGCUCAUGCUAAAAAACAAUUUCCACAUAGAGAGACAGACUUAGCUCUCCAUCUCCUUCCUCAAACGUACCACGACCUGCUGACUGGGGAGGUGCUCGACUGGUUCCCUUUUGUCGGUUGAUACAGUAACAUACUGGUAGAUGCAGUUAGCAGCAGCAACCAGCAGAGGGCCAUUUCUGUUACUUGGUCACUUAACCAUUUGAAGAGUGAAGAUUUUAUCAACAUAGCAAGACAGUAUCCCUGCACUCAUUUAUUACUUUGACAAGUUUUAAUAUUUUCUUCAUUUCCCUUGUUGAAAUGCACUUCAAUCUAUAACUUUACUAUAUUCCACAAUAUAUGGUAAACUGUUACAUUUUAAAAUCUAAAACAUAUUCUUUACACACAUAGGUUCAUUAAAAAAACAUACAGAUCUACUGUAUAUUGAAACAACAGCUCAGAAGCUGCAAAAAGACGAAUGCUAAAACACAGUCGCCUGUUGAUGGUGUUGAAUUAUUUACACCUCGAAACUCAAACCGAGCACGGGUGGAUUCAUUUACACAACAGACUUAUUUCCUCAAAGGAGACAGUGCCUUGUUCAAUGACCUUUCUGAAUGGAGUGCAUAUGUGUUUUCCAUCCUGAAUGUAUAUGUACAGCUUUCCUCUUAAUGACUGUGACUUGUCAUUGCUUCUUGUAUCCUAUGCAUUCGAGCAGUCUAACUGCAGCUUAGAUUAAUGUGCCAGGUUUCUGCCAAAGUGCCUUAAAUGUGUAAUUUUAACUUCAACUCAAGGAUGUUCAAAUCAAGCCAUGGAUAAGUUAAUAAAUUGUGGUGUUUACAA
This is a messenger RNA of Labrus mixtus (cuckoo wrasse), 1742 nucleotides long. Its product is annotated as ras-related protein Rab-15-like. Gene Ontology annotation, molecular function: GTPase activity; GTP binding. Bases 257 to 895 code for a protein of 212 amino acids. The record is from RefSeq and is a predicted model, not a curated record. NCBI's taxonomy places the organism in Eukaryota, Metazoa, Chordata, Actinopteri, Labriformes, Labridae. The transcript has 8 exons.